Messenger RNA from Sparassis crispa, 405 nucleotides. RefSeq lists its product as hypothetical. The coding region runs from base 1 to 405 and encodes 134 amino acids. NCBI's taxonomy places the organism in Eukaryota, Fungi, Basidiomycota, Agaricomycetes, Polyporales, Sparassidaceae. The transcript is spliced from 3 exons. The record is from RefSeq and is a predicted model, not a curated record.
AUGUAUGCAAACUAUCACAACCGCAGCAGACGCAAUGCUCGCGGUGCUGGCUGGCACAAGAGAGGCUACCGCGACAACGGCUGCAUGUGGAUCAACGUCCGCCGUGGCUCCUACUAUGGGCACAUCCGCGGUCAGGACGUCAACGACUCUUCUACCAUCUCCGAGUUCUGGAACGAUGUCGUUCGCGGGGUCAUGAUGGAGGACGGCUUCCCCAUCCCGGCGGACUGGAGCGUCGGACUGUACAGCAAUAAGCGGCUCAUCGAGCUUUCGGAGGCCCGUAUUGACACCAUCUUUGACGGUGGGGAAAAUGUCAUCGUCAAGUUUUACGACGAAAACGAUGACGAGCGUGUGUACGACUUUGGGACGUCCACUUGGGAAUACCAUGUCCCUGGAAAGCGCUACUAG